AUGUCGUCUAGUCGUUCUCGAGCAUCACUGGGUACAUCUCAGUAUAGUGAACGAAGAGAGUUCGAUAGUUUAUUUAGAGAUUUCAACGAAAUGUUGCAAUUUGCCGUACGAGGGAUUACUUUCGCAACAGAAGCGGCAACUGACCUUGAAGAGGCUGAGGAACAAGAGGAGCUCAAUCAACUAGAUGUUAUUGUGAGGGAUUAUAUUGAUCUAGAUAAUCGAAUUAAUUUCCAAAGAACCUCACUUAACACUCUUAAAAUUAAGGAUCUUGUGGAGGAUUAUGAGUCACAAUUGGAUGAUGCUUUAAAAAAGUACGAAUCCAAAUCCGAGAAUGAAAAAUAUUUUCAAAAUGAAAAUUAUAUCGAAUUUCGACAAAAAAUUUGGGAUGUUAACCAUCCUGAUGAAACCAUGCCUCCACUAGAUAAAGAAGCCGAUGAUGAAAUUGUAAUGGGAAAACAAAAAGAAUCUUUAUAUUGUCCGAUUACAACUUUAUUGUUGGAAGAACCAGUUACAAGUAAUGUGUGUAAACAUACAUUUUCAAAAGAUGCUAUCAUGCAGUUAAUAAGGCGUAAUAUGAAUUCUGUCCCAUGCCCAAUGACUGGUUGCGAUAAGUACAUUAUGGAACAUAAUCUGCAUCCAAACAAACGAAUAGAACGAAAAGUACAGCUAUAUAAGGCGCAAUCUGAGGAUCCUAUGGAUGAUGUUGAGGUCUCGAACGUCAUUACUUAUAUCUUGGUCUUGACAGUUAAUUCCUACUUUGAAGCUUUCAAAGAACGACCAGGUGACGACGACGGUAGUGAUUUUAAGGGAAACCAUAGUCAUGACGCUCCGUACACACAUAUUUUACCAGCUACGUAUACUUUUGGAAUUUGGGGACUCAUUUAUGCUUUACUUGGUGGAUUCAUUAUUUACCAAUGGACCGAACCAGCUGACAGUGCCACCGUCGACGGUGUAAAAUAUUAUCUUAUUCUCGCAAAUCUCGGAAAUAUAAUCUGGCUUUUUAUAUGGCGAUUAGAAUUUUAUAUUCUAGACGCCUUUGUUGCCGCAUGCAUGUUAUUAGUUUUGAUAUUUUCAUAUAUCAAUCUUGAAUAUUAUCCUCCUAAAAAUAUUUUUGACCGUCUCUUUGUCCAUUACCCUUUCACUAUCUAUCCUGCAUGGGUCUUGUUUGCUACUAUCCUAAACUUUUGGGUCGCAUUUAAAGCGAUCGAUACUGUAUUCUUUUCCACCAUUAUAGUCGCCGCCAUUGGAAUUGUUGGUGUAUCAUUUGUUGACUAUCAUAAGCGCAAAGAUGUUCUCUUCUCUGGUACUCUUGCUUGGUCUCUUAUUGGUGUUGCCAUUAGACAAUAUAAAUCAAUACCAAUUCUUAUUGCGGCCUCUGUAUCUUCUGGUCUUAUCAUUGGUGGCAUCUUGAGAAUCACAGUUCAUAAAAUUACCGCUUGGUAUCAUUUACGUUCACAAUCCGCUAGCGUGAGCGAGAAUCUCAAAAGUGAACCUGAAGCAGUAAAGACAUCAACUUCGAACGCUUGGGACCAACUAGCGCCAACGCAGAUGAACAGUGAGGUGCUUAUUGAACGAACGUUUAGAACUCGUUCAAAAUCAGUUUCUCAUUCAACAAGCACUCACCAGACUGCAAAGUUAAACUGUGCUACUGAAGAUGAGAACUCGCUUGUUACUACUGAAGUGCAAUCUUGGGAGACUACUUUAGAAAAAGCUAUUAAAGCAAUUGUUUCAAUCAAAGCCAACCACGUAAGAAGUUUUGAUACUGAGACUUCAGGCGAUUAUUCAGCUACAGGUUUUAUCGUUGAUGCUGAAAGAGGUCUGAUCCUCUCAAACCGUCACGUAGUUUCACCAGCCCCUAUCGUAGCUCAGGCUGUUUUUACUAAUUAUGAAGAAGUAGAAUUAAAACCUAUAUACCGCGAUCCAAUUCAUGAUUUCGGUUUCCUUAAAUUUGAUCCUAAAAAAGUAAAAUUUAUGGAUCUUGUUCAAAUACCUCUAAGUCCGGAAAAAGCAAAAGUAGGAUUAGAAAUUAGAGUCGUAGGUAAUGAUGCUGGUGAAAAAUUGUCAAUCUUAUCAGGCACCUUGGCUAGGCUUGAUAGGAGAGCACCAGAAUAUGGUGUUGGUGAAUAUAAUGAUUUCAAUACUUUUUAUUUGCAAGCUGCGUCAGGAACUAGUGGUGGAUCAUCGGGAAGUCCUGUGCUUGAUAUUGAUGGACAUGCCGUAGCCCUAAAUUCCGGUAGUGCUAGCAGAGCUGCAUCCAGUUUUUAUCUCCCUUUAGAUAGGGUGAGACGUGCACUCCAAUUUUUACAAGAAGGAAAAAGUGUGCCUCGUGGCACCAUUCAGACCGAAUUUGAACAUAUGCCUUAUGAUGAACUCCGCCAUUUAGGUCUUGACUCUAGUAUUGAAGAAAAAGUUAGAGAAGAGUUUCCAGAUGAAACUGGUUUAUUGGUUGUUCGCGUAGUUUUACCGAAAGGUCCAGCUGAUAACAUUUUAAUUCCGGGUGACAUAGUAAUUGCGGCUAAUAAAGAAACUGUCACUGAUUUUCUUGGUCUGUUUUCGCUUAUUGAUGAUUCUAUCGGUAAAGAGAUUCGUCUCACCAUAUGUCGAAACAAAAUGAUUGAAGAAGUUACUGUUCGUGUGCAAGAUCUUCAUGGGAUUACACCAAAUAGAUUUGUAGAAAUUGGUGGUGGUGUUGUGAAUGAAUUGUCAUAUCAACUGGCGCAUUCUUAUUCUCAACCCGUUGGUGGUCCUUUUAUUGCCGCAAGUGGUCAUAUGCUCGGUGGAGCAUCGGCUUACCGUGAAUGCAUUAUUGUCAGCGUCAAUAAUCAACUGACUCCCAAUUUAGAUGAAUUCAUUAGUGUAAUGAAAACACUUUCAGAUGGUGCAAGAGUUCCUAUAAGGUUUUAUUCUCUUUCCAAAAUUCAUAAAGAAUAUGUUACAAUUAUGAACGUAGAUCGACAUUGGCACAAAUUCCAAGUAGCAGUUCGCGAUGAUACCUCCGGCUUAUGGAAUUAUACCGUAAUGCCACCGCCUCCGAUCGUUCAUUCAUAUGAACCAAUAACCGCAUCAUAUCAAACUUUACAUACCUCAUUGGGCCCUGCCGGAAAAGUUUGGCCUUCGUUCGUGUUACUUGAAUACCGCCUACCUUAUCUAGUGGAUGGAAUGCUAAGAAAGCAGUUUUAUGGUGUUGGCAUAAUUUUCUCUAUUAAUCCACCGUUGGUCGUUUGUGAUCGUGAUACUAUUCCUAUAGGCAUUGGCGAUAUUUUUAUUACUUUUGGUAAUAGCGUAAUUAUACCAGGAAAAAUUCUUUAUCUACAUCCCUUAUACAAUUACGCAGUCCUCACAUAUGAUCCAAAGCUCUUGGGCGAUACGCCAGUUCGUGCAAUUGAAUUUAGUGAUAAAGAAUUAGAUCAAGGUGAUGAAGUGUAUCUUGUAAGCGUGGCAGGUGAUUCAUCACCUGUAAUGAAGAAAACUUAUGUAAAUCAUAUUGGUGAUGUCGAUACAAGAGAAUGUAACCCUCCAAGGUGGAGAGCCAUGAAUGUCGAAGGAAUAACUGUAGAUGAUGCUAUAGGAACGCAAGGGGGCGUCUUGUGUGAAUCCAAUGGUAGGGUGCACGCCCUUUGGCUCAAAUAUUCAUCCCAGAAUGAUAGCGAGAAUGACUACAUAUUCUUUUGUGGUCUUCCCGUAUCAAUAGUACGACCUACCAUAGAAAUGAUCAAAAUUAGGAAAUAUCCACAAUUACGUGGGCUAAAUGUAGAAUUUUGGACACGAAGAAUAGCUACAGCUCGUGCUUAUGGGCUUUCUAUAGAAUGGAUAAAAAAAAUAGAAUCUGCGCCAAAAUCAAAACAUACUAUGCUAUACGUGUUAAAUAUACUGGAUUUUACAAGUCCAGCUGGUAAACUUUUGAAAGUUGGUGACAUUGUACUGAUGAUGAACGGUCGUUUAGUGACUAGGAUGGCUGAUUUAGCGGUUGCUUAUCAUCAAUCCGAAGAAGUAGAUAUG
Dentiscutata erythropus is the source of this 3999-nucleotide messenger RNA. NCBI's taxonomy places the organism in Eukaryota, Fungi, Glomeromycota, Glomeromycetes, Diversisporales, Gigasporaceae. The record is from the annotation of a GenBank genome assembly.